AUGACCUCUGCAGCAUUCCCGUGUGAGCUCUCGGGCGUGCCGGCAGCUGUUGUCAUACGAGACUGGGAUCUGGUGCUGCAGGCCAUCGGGUGGCUUCAGCACCGGAACUGUGAGAUGCCAGUCUGCACUUUGGCCCUGGCAAUCGACGUGUGCCUUCAAGAUGGCCGACCUCUUCAAGGAAGCUCGGAGGAUCCUCGGGCGGAUGCUCGCAGCGCCUCCGGAAAGGGCGAGAGGAUACGCCGGGCGCGCGGGCAGUUGGAUGACGAGGACGAAGAUCCGGAUGACAGCGCCCUCAAUCGGUCCAGUGGUGCCAACCACUCCCCAGCACUUUCGGCCAAAGCAGGUCCAGACUUGCCAGCGGACAGAAACACGCUCUGCACAGAUGGCCUGCCAAACUGGCUCAGCUCCCGCGAAGGUCAUCUCAUGGCACUGAUUGCGGGGCACGUGGCUGUCCUAAACCGCCUGGCGCCUCUGGACCCAAGCCACUGGAAGGAGACCUCGGACCCUAUGUACGCCGAGAAGCUCUCUGACGCAGGGGGAGUGGAGCUGGCGUGGGUGAAGGAAGUGAUGCAAGAUGGCCUGGAGCUGCUUGAGUCGCUUUGCAGGGAGGUGCAGGAGGAGGGCCCGGACGGAGCGAGAUCUUGCUUCCUGGGACCAUGGGAGACGGUAGGCCAGCGCCUGCGCUCGGCGCAGUUGCAUCUCCUGGCUCCCGGGGCGCGCCUGGUGCGCAAGUUCGGCUGCGCGCAUGCGGAGUUGGCCGAGAUCAGGGAGAUGAUCUGCUCGAGGGGCCUCGAUGCCACAGAGCUCGCCGAGAGAGGCCUAAGGGAGCCAGGGCUUCGACUUUCAUCAGAGGGCUACAGCAAGGCUUUGCUCGAGCGGCCGGCAUCCUCCCAGGAGGAUGUGGCAGAUGCAAUGCAGGCGCUGAUAACUUUGACAGUCAAGUUGCAUGGCCACCGGCGGCCAUGUAGAGAGGAUGUAGAUGAGAUUCUACGGACAAUGGGGAGGCGCAAAACAAGGCGUCCAGGUUUGGUUCUUGAGACAUUUCGGCUGGCAAGUGAGCUGGCGGCAUCUUCAGUUGCCAUACUGCGACCCACAGCUGCCACCAGCGAGGAGGAUCGGAUCUUUCUUGCCGAGGCCGGCAGAAACGAGAGCGCGCCAGCCUCGGUGUCGGCCACGGCCGCCGCGCACCCGCUGUUCUUCUGCCACCUCUACCCGGACACGGAGUCAUGUGCAGCAGCCAUUGAGGCCUUGUUUGCCUGUGGGGAUGCCUGCUCCGCGGAGGACCUUCUUCGAAGGUGCCAGGCCGCAUUUCCACCCAACCCAGCCCUCUACAGUGCGGUCAUCUUUGGCCGCUUGUACUCUGGCGAUGGUCAAGGGGCUGUUGAUGCCAUUCUGGAGAUGGAUAGGGCAGGAUUCGCACCGCACCAGCGCUUCAUUGUGCGAUGCCUGCGUUACAUGGGCCCCUUUCACAGGGAAGGGCUUUUGUUGAUCGACCGCCUGGGAUUCCCGAUGAUGCAGCAGAAGAUGCUGCACGUCCUAAUGGAAACUUGCAUAUCAGCACCUCAGCCAAGUGCUUGCGCACUUGACGUGUAUCAGAGCUUGUUGGCGAAAGGCUACCCUCCAACUCCAGAAACGCACUUUGCAUUGCUCAAAGCCCUUUGCGGCAUCAGUGCCGCCCACACUGCCAUUGAUGAACUCCACAGAAUGCAGGCCAAGAGAAUAUUGCCCGAGUUUAUCGGCUUUGAGAUUCUUCUGUUGGACUGCUACGGGCUUGCUGCGAGUGCCCGACGCGCGAGUCAGGUCAUUGAGGCGAGGCGCCACUGGGUGCUGGAGGUGUCUGCCGCCCUUUUGUCAGAGCCUAGCGACCAUCUGCAGCUGGUAUGCCAAGAGAUGCACAAUCGACAAGAUGAUGGCUUCUUUGAAAGGAGGCCUCAGCUGAUUCAGGAGGAGAAAGGGCAAGAAGUGGUGCCCGGAAUUGGGGCCUCAAGUCUGCGUGAGUCGCAGCCUGUGCCUGAUGAUGAGGAGGAAGAAGAUGUGGGCGACGACGUGCUGAAGUUGCCCGCAGAUGAUGAGGCAGAUGGAGAUCCGGCAGCUGAAUGCUGGUUCGGCCCACGCUGUAGGUACGCCUGGGUGCUGAAGGCCUACUGCGCUGCGUUGCCCUUGCGGCUGGCGGCGGCCAGUGCAUCGCAAUAUUUGGUCUUUCGGUACUCGCUGGUGCGGUCGGGCAUUCAAAAGGCUGCGAUGCAGGAAGAGCUCGACGAGGGCAUGUCGCAAGACUACGCCGAGCUGUCGCGCGAGCUGCACCAGAAGCUAAAGCUGGAUGCGUGGAACUUCCGAGAACAUCUACGACUAGGUGAAGCCAGCGCGGGCGUCCUGGAGGAGGGCUGCUGGCAGCCGAUAUCCUUCGUCUUGCUCAUCUUGAUGCAGCUGGAGCACCUCCAGGUGGUGGAGGGCGCACAGGUGCGACUUCUUCGCAUGCUCUUCCGCUCCCUGCCGCCAGCGGCUCGUUGCCUGUCAGAGACGCAUGUGGACUUCCUUCAGCGGAAUACAGGCCAGCUGUCUCCAGUAGUUUUGACAGAGCUCAUCCGCACUUGCAGGGAAUGCGAAGGGGCCCACAGCCCCUUUGGCACAGAGCAGGGCCGCCGAAUACUGGCCGACACUGUGAGGGAUCAUUAUCUCAAGCGACCACCGGGUGGCGAGCCCAUCAAGCUGAGCACGUCCUUGCGCUUCGUGCGCACACACGACCUCGCGGAUCGCAUCGAAGAUGAGGUGCUGUUCACACCUGUCUUGUGCUCCUUGCAAGAUGGUCAACCCCAACAUGCCUACAACCUACUGGAGGGCGACGUACGGCUGCAACUCCGGCUUGUUUCCUACGCCAUUCGCAAGGGAAGACGGCUGGCCGCCGGCCGGUUAGUCGAGCGCUUUGCUCUGCUGGAUCAAGGCUUGGAUGGUGACGUGCCCGGCUGGUCCGAUGCCCAGGGCAGCUUCAAGGAGGUCUGUGCCGCUUGCGUGCGGGAGGCAGAAGAAGCCGAAGAGAGGGAGCUCCGAGCUGCCAGCGACCGAAAGAUGGCUUCUGCGGCAGAAGAUGAUGCAGCCUGCCUGCAGCUGCCCGAGGCGGUGGCUGCAAAUGUCGUGCUGGUGUCCACUGAGGCAGAACUUCUACAAAUCCGAGCUCGCCUGAUGGCUUUAGCUGAUGCUGCCCAAGAGGAGGAGCCGACCGUGGACGCCUUGCUCCGUCGCAAGAGCAGCUCCAUCGGAUUGGACACCGAGUGGAAGCCGUUUCUUGAGAAGCGCGGGGGCAUGCAGAAGCAUCGUCGGAGUAGUCAGUCCGUUGCAGCCAUGGAGCCCUGCUCCACACUGCAGCUAGCUGCUGAGGACUUCGUUGUCAUUUUUGAUCUUUUGGCCUUAGCACCUUCGGAUAGGUGCACUGCGCAGAUGCUGUCUCUUGUUUUGGCGAAGCUGUUCAAGCACCGCGGCAUAUUGAAGCUGGGCUUCGGGCUGCAACAUGACUUGCAGCGCCUGGCCGCGUCUUACCCUCACUUGGAGUGUUUCAGGCAGAUUCAUGGAACCAUCGAUCUGCAAGAAGUCUUGAUGGAGGCCCGGUGCCAUAAAGGCCAGUCGACAGGCCUGUCGGCGCUGUGCCUGGAGUUCUUGGGAUCUCCCCUGAGCAAGCGGCUGCAAACAAGUGACUGGGGUAACCGGCCGCUGAGCCACGAGCAGCUCUCCUAUGCGGCUCUUGAUGCACACUGUCUGCUCACCUUGGCGCGAACCGUACACGCCGACGCUCGAGAGCAGGCUGUGGACCAUAAGAUGGUGUGCGUGGUCGCAGACGCCGAUGCACCCUCGUCAGUGUCUGUUGAUGUGGAGGCCAUCGCGAAGGUGAGCCAGCACAUCACCUCAAAGGGGGACGAGAUUCGUGCCAUGAAGCCAGGUAGGAAGGCAGCGGGCAAGGCCAAGUCUGCUUGGCAGGCCGAGGUCGCUGUGUUGCUGCAGCUCAAGGCUCGGUUCCGUGAGCUGGCUGGAGUGGAUUGGGUGCCUCCCGUAUCGGCUGCCUGCUAG
This is a messenger RNA of Symbiodinium natans, 4059 nucleotides long. NCBI's taxonomy places the organism in Eukaryota, Dinophyceae, Suessiales, Symbiodiniaceae. The record is from the annotation of a GenBank genome assembly.